AUCCCCUAAAAUAUCUCCCUGAGCCCUCGCCGUUGUUUGUUUAAACGUCGGCGGCCACUAGCCUUUCCUCCUCCCGAUUACGAACGCAAUGAUACUCAAGACCCUCAGCCGCCUCCACACCCUUCCUCUCGCCUCUCUCUUUUCCCCUACUCUCUCUCCAAAAUCCUCUCCCCACUUUCUCCCCAUUUCAUCCCCGCUUUCGCAUUCCACCGCCCCGAAUCGCUCCCCAUCCCUCCUUGCUUCUGUUUCCAACACCACCGCCAAGACAUCAAUCUCCGAUUCUGCUCGAUUUGCCCGCACGGUUCUGUUUGUUCCUCCUGGAGUCGACGCUGAUGAGGUGUCCGAAGAAAUGAUACUUCCAGGCUCCAAUAUUGUGCUCGGCCCUUACGCCGGCGACUCUCGCGUCAAGGAGGUUGAGUUCGUCAAGAGCAGCGCUCGAGCUAGGGAUUGCCCUAAAGAUAACAAACCGGAAUUCGCGAUUCUUGGUCGUUCCAAUGUCGGAAAAUCUUCCCUUAUUAAUGCUCUUGUUCGGAAAAAGGAAGUUGCUCUUACAUCCAAGAAGCCAGGGAAGACGCAGCUGAUUAAUCACUUCUUGGUGAAUAAAAGCUGGUACAUAGUGGACUUACCGGGUUAUGGUUUUGCCAAAGCCUCGGAAACUGCUCGAAUGGAUUGGUCCUCAUUCACAAAAGGGUAUUUUAUAAACCGAGAUACUUUAGUAGCGGUGCUGCUUCUUGUUGAUGCAAGUGUUCCACCUCAAAAAAUAGACUUAGAUUGCGCGAAUUGGCUCGGUCGCAACAAUAUACCUUUGACCUUUGUAUUCACGAAGUGCGACAAAAUGAAGGUGAGCAAAGGAAAAAGGCCGGACGAGAACAUCAGGGACUUUCAACAACUUAUUAGACAGAAUUACAAGGUACAUCCUUCUUGGAUCAUGACUAGUAGUGUCACAGGUUUAGGUCGCGAUGAAUUACUUCUACACAUGUCCCAACUGAGGAAUUACUGGGAUCAAUAAGUAUCGACUUAGAGCCUCUUUUUGGUUGACAAAACCAGCUAUCCAUAUUGUCUAAUAUAUCUAUCGCAACCAAAAGUUCCACAAUUAUUUGGCUAUUUUUGUUACUAAUUUAACGUACAAGUUCGUUAGAAGGUCCCUUAGAGAGAUCAAAAUGUAUAUACGUUCGUGUGUUCUUAUAUCAGCCAUUCGGCACUGGUAGAAGUAGUUUUGUGGAAGUUUUAA
This is a messenger RNA of Cucurbita maxima (winter squash), 1231 nucleotides long. RefSeq names its product GTP-binding protein At2g22870. Gene Ontology annotation, molecular function: GTP binding. The transcript has 4 exons. Lineage: Eukaryota; Viridiplantae; Streptophyta; Magnoliopsida; Cucurbitales; Cucurbitaceae. The coding region runs from base 89 to 1009 and encodes 306 amino acids. The record is from RefSeq and is a predicted model, not a curated record.